UAAAGAAAAAAAAAACAUUUUCACACACCCAUUGGACUCAAAUACCUCUCUCUCUCUCUCCAUCCUUUUAAUAAGAAAAAGAGACAGUUGUGGAAACCCAUUGAGAGAGCUGAAAAUCUCUCAAAGUUGAAGAUUUUUGACCAACACAAAAAAUGGUUCCAUCUUGUUUUAGCCAUUCCUCCAUCUCGUCGACACUGUCCAAUGAGCCACAUCCACCACAAUCCCUAAUUAGUUGCAUUUACCAAACCAAUCUCUUCAAUUCCCCCACUCUCCUCACCCUCACUUGGUCUCUCUCUCUCUCUUCUCACUCUCUCUCCCUCCAUUCCUCUCCCACUCUCUCCACCACAAUCUCUCUCUCCCCCUCCUCUUUCUCCCUUUUCUCUCCCACUUCCAAAUCCAUCUCCCUCCCCAACUCCCACAAGCUCAAGCUCCAUUGGGACUUCUCUAAAGCCAAGUACACUCCCAACUCAGCUCAACCCAUUUCUUCCUUCUACUUCGCCAUCUCUUACGAUGCCAAACUUCAAUUCUUCAUUGGCGAUCUCCUUGACGAUUUUGCCCGACGGGCUAAGACCGUCGCCCUGUCGGAUCCUUCCCUACGGGACCACUCCACGCUCUUGUCUCGUCGAGAUCACGUGUUUGAGCGACAAAAUUACUAUGUUUCCAGGGCCGACUUCUUGGGAUCACUACGAGAGAUUGCAGUCGAGCUGUGCAGUGGAGUCUUGAAAGUCUCCGUCGAUGGAGAGGUUAAACUUGCUGUGAAACGACUUGCAUGGAAGUUCAGAGGGAAUGAGAGGUUCUUCGUCAGCGGCAACGCCGUCGACUUUUUUUGGGACGUCUUCAAUUGGGUCAAAAGUGAAGGAGGCGGCGGCGGCGGACCGGGAGUUUUCGUUUUUCAAGUCGGAGAAGGCGGGGUUUGGCCAGAGGUCAUCGGAGCCGAGGGGAAGCUGAUGAAGCGGUGCUUGUCAUCGUCGGCGGCCGGAAUUGGAUCGACGCCGGAAGCGGCGUUUCCGGCGAUGUCGCCGGCGGGUUCGAGCUCGAGUGUGUUGCAGUGGGCGGAGGAGAGCAGCAGCGACGGCGGGAGGAGCUCGUGUUCGUCAUCGUCAAGGUCAAGCGGAAACAAUGGCGGAUUCUCUCUGUUGUUGUACGCUUGGAGGAAGAACUGAAAGUCGGAACUUUUUUUUAAGUGUGGAAAAAAAAUUGCAUUUUAAUUUUUUAAUUUUUCAAAUUUUGCUUCUGAAAUAUUUAUUUUCUUGAUUUGUAUUUUGUAAAUAUAUAGUUUUUUUUUUCAUUUUCUAGAUUAUC
Benincasa hispida (wax gourd) is the source of this 1302-nucleotide messenger RNA. RefSeq lists its product as uncharacterized. The record is from RefSeq and is a predicted model, not a curated record. NCBI's taxonomy places the organism in Eukaryota, Viridiplantae, Streptophyta, Magnoliopsida, Cucurbitales, Cucurbitaceae.